Molecule: messenger RNA, 2406 nt
Organism: Candoia aspera
Lineage: Eukaryota; Metazoa; Chordata; Lepidosauria; Squamata; Candoiidae
Gene: TAB3
Product: TGF-beta activated kinase 1 (MAP3K7) binding protein 3
Exons: 7
Coding region: 247-2211 (654 amino acids)
Biological process (GO): positive regulation of canonical NF-kappaB signal transduction
Cellular component (GO): extracellular exosome
Molecular function (GO): ubiquitin binding
Source: RefSeq, a predicted model, not a curated record
UCCGCCCCCUCGCCGCACGCAGACGGGAAGGGGGCCCGCCCAGCCCCGCCCCCACGAAGAGAGGGGGGCCUGGCCGCCUCAGCUGCCCCCACGCAAGGGGGCCGCCUGGGUGGGAAUCGCGAGAUGAUUGUGCUGGAACCGGCCCCCCCGCGAGCGAAGAUGUCUGAAUCAUCCAAAGAUCAUAAUCACUGGAAAGUUUGUUGACUGCUAUUUCUUGAAAGUCCUGAGACUUAACAUCAAUCUGGCAUGGCGCAGGGCAGCCCGCAGUUAGACAUACAGCUACUCCAUGACCUCCAGCAACGUUUUCCUGAGAUUCCUGAAAGUGUGGUGUCUCAAUGCAUGCUCCAGAACAACAACAACCUUGAUGCUUGUUGUCGAAUUCUUGCACAAGAGAGCAACAAAUACCUAUAUAUGGAGUAUCACAACCCAGAUGACACUCGAGUGAACAGGAAUCGUCUUCUGCAUAUUAACCUUGGUAUUCAUCCUCAUACUAACUAUGGAGGGGAUGGACCUCAACUUAACGGUGGCCGUACACUGGUACAUAGUUCAAGUGAUGGACAUAUUGAUCCACAAUGCACCCCAGGCAAACAGCUGAUCUGUUUAGUUCAAGAACCACAUUCUGCUCCUGCUGUUGUAGCAGCUUCUCCAAACUACAAUCCUUUUUUUAUGAAUGAUCAGAAUAGAAAUGCAGCUACUCCUCCUCCACAAGCACCUCAGCAGUCUUCUCCCAUACAACCUGGAAUGAAUACAUCUGCUAUGCAAGGUCCUCCUCCUCCAUAUAUGCAUAUACCUCGGUACAGCACAAAUCCUAUAACUGUUACAGUUUCACAAAACCUCCCUUCUGGGCAGCUUUUACCCAGAGCUUUACAAAUUCUUCCUCAAAUUCAGAGUGCUCCUUAUGGAAGUCCUGGAUCACUCUAUAUUAGGCAGACAACUCAAGGUUCUUCAGGACGACAGACUCCUACUCAGAGUACACAGUGGCAUGCAUCACCACAAGGUCCAGUUCCACAUUAUAAUCCACAUCCAUUGCCUGUCUACCCACACCAACAGAGCUAUCAGCCUUCUCAGUAUUCUCCCAAACAGUCUCAGAUUCCUCAGUCUCCUUUUCGAUCACCACCUGCUUCUCAGUGUCCUUCUCCUUUUGGAUCACCUCAACAUCAAGUUCAGCCUAGUCAAUUAGGACAUCAAAGUUCCCAUGUAUUUAUGCCUCCUAGUCCUUCAACUGUGCUACCCCAUCCAUAUCAACAAACACCACAGACAUAUCAAAAACCAAGUGGACACUCAGUAUCUUAUCUACCAUACGGUGGACCUAUCUUAACUAAAGGGUCCAUGAACAAGAUAGAAAUUACUGUUGAGCCACCACAAAGACCUGGGACUACACUUAAUAGGAGCCCUUCACCUAUAAGUAAUCAACCAUCCCAACGGAACCAGCACCCACUAUAUACACCUGUAACUCCUCCUUCAGGUUCCCCUUCCAGAAGUAUAGCAGGUCAGCCUAAACCUCCUUAUAGUGUUAAUCCUGUAUAUAUAACAUAUACACAACCAGUUGGACCUACCGGUGUACUUACACAGUCCCCCCGUGUAAUGGUAUCUCAGCCAAAUCCAGCAGUUUUUAAAAUCACAGUAGGUCGAGCUCCUGCUGAGAAUCUUCUAAAUUUAGUGGACCAAGAAGAACAUUCUGCAGCACCAGAACCUAUUCAGCCCAUUUCAGUUGUACCAGGAUCUGGAGGUGAAAGAGGACGGCAUAAGUACCAGAGAAGUUCCAGCUCUGGAUCAGAUGACUAUGCUUAUACUCAAGCUUUGUUGUUACACCAACGUGCAAGGAUGGAGAGGUUAGCAAAGGAGCUAAACUUUGAGAACGAGGAGCUUGAGAAACUUAAAGGUGAAGUAAAUAAUAUGGAACAUGAUCUUAUGCAAAGGCGUCUGAGAAGAGUGAGCUGUACAACCUCAAUCCCAACACCUGAGGAGAUGACAAGAUUGAGAAGCAUGAAUAGGCAGCUCCAGAUAAAUGUAGACUGUACUCAGAAAGAAAUUGACCUCCUUCAGUCUAGAGGGAACUUUGAUCUGAAAGCCAUGAACAAUUUUUAUGAUAACAUAGAGCCUGGUCCUAUUGUGCCACCAAAGCCAUGUAAAAAAGGACUCAGUAGAAAUGGUGGACAUCCAUUGAAGCUGUAUAGAAUUGAUUACAGAAGUUCUACAUCCCUGAUUUAAAACCAUCCAUCCAUCCAUUAAAUUUAUAUGGCCACCCAUCUCCCAAAAAGUGACUUUGGGUGGCAUGCAACUUUUGGCCUAUAAACUGCAUUUCAGCCAUGGAAUACAGUUUAUUCCUGUAGCAGCUGAAGUGUGGAUAAUGGUUGCCUCUUAAGUAUAUCUAUCAUUAAUUAAUCAAUAAAAAAUUAAAAUGGG